UAUAAGCUAAACAAGCUAUAGCUAGGGCCCCACUCUCUUGGGGGCCCCCAAAAAAUUUGAAGGAGAAAAAAAAACCCUGGAUGUACAUUUCCAAAAUAUAAUAAAAAUAAAAAUAAAACCUACAUAUAGCAGCAGUGGCAAAUGGCUUUAGAUACCCAUUAGGUCCAUAAAUUACUAUAUAGCAUAUAGUGUGCAUGCACACGAAAGCUCAUACCAAAAUAAAAACUUAGUUGGUCUUUAAGGUGCUACUGAAGGAAUUUUUUUAUUUUACAAAAAACAGCGACAAUUUGUUGUUGACAGAGGACAGCUGGACAUAUAAAGGGCCCCAUUACCUUCAGUAGUUUAGGGCUUCAUCAAACCUAAAUCCGGCGCUGGCUGGAAGCUAGCAUGAAGCAAGCAGCAGCCUCGCUUGGGUGCUUCAAGAAACAAAGUCUUCAGGCGUUUUGGGUCUCCAAGGAAUGUGUCCGGGAAAGGAAAGGCGUCUGCUUUGCGUGCAGAAGGUCCCCGCUUCCCUUCCCAGUGGCAUCUCACAGAAAACUCACGGGAGAGCCUCCGCUGCCAGUCAGGGUAGACAGUGCUGCUGAGCUCGCUGGACCAAGGCAUAUGGCAGCUUCCUAACGGCGUCUUUGUAAUACUGUGUCUGCUUGAUGCAGAGUUAGCUCAGCCGGAGAGCAUAAAGCAGAUUUUUAAAAAUGCUCUUUCGUAGGAUGUGUUUCAGUAGGAGAUACAGAAUGAUAUACAAGCACACCUUGGGAGUUAUGGCGGGUUUGGUUGCAGGCCACUGCAGUCAGUGUUCGAAACACCCAUGGUUCUGGCGCAUUUUGCGACAGGGAAUCUCAUUAGCACAAGCAAUUUCUGAGCUGUGCCUAAGGUUUCAGAUUUAAACUGCAGAGUGGAAGGAAAGGAGGAGCUUUUUCUGCCUCCCCACUUGCUGCUGCUGCUCUGAAGACUGCAGAAAAGACCCUCUUAAGAAUGUUAGGGGGGUGGGCAGAGGAAGGACUAGACCAUGUGAAAAAUGAACAUAAUAUUUUAGCUGCAGUUCAUUCAUUUUCAGCUUUCUAUUCUUGUUAUAAAAAAGCACACAUACACAUUUCCUCAUUGCGCCCAUAACCUGGGUUUAAGGUGCCAUUUAGCUCCUAGCUUUCACAUCUCAGUUUCUAACCCUGACUGCAAUAAGUCACACACAUUUUUUUGUUUCCCAGUGAAAGUUACGUUUACACACUACUGUAGUCUAUUAAGCCAGGCCCUCCUGACUGCAGGGGCAGGAGGGGUAAAAACCUGACUCCAGCAGCUCUAUUCCUGUGGCCAGAAGAGGGGCCGGGGGCAAGUGGCUUCCUUCCUCUGGAAGCUGCAAGGUCUCGGGGGCAGGGUGGGUCCCAUGUUGACCCUGCCAUGAACUCGCUGGUAGGUGGCAGAGGUUCAGGUUGGCUACCAUUUCAAGCUCAAACACUCCCUAGCCAUCUAGGGUAAAUUAUUGAGCUACCGUAGAUUGUUGUACAAGUUAUUGGGUUGUAUCCAAACUUAGUCCUCAGAAUCGCCUGAAUGAAAUUGAUAGGCAUGAAAUUGAUAGGCGUGUCAUUAAUUUCAAUAGGUCCAUUUGGAGUUGGGCUAACAUUGCAUACAGCCUGCUGAGAUAACACGUGAAAAACUCUGAAUACAGAAGAAGAGCCUGUUGAAUCAGGCCACUUGCCUAUCUUGUUCACCAUCCUGUUCUCAAAGAGGCUGACUAGAUGACUGUGGGAAGCCUGCAGACUGGACAUAAGCACAAUAGUACUUUGGCACCUGCAAUUCCCAUAAACUGGUAUCCAUAGGCAUACUGCCUCUGACAGUGGAGGUAGAACCUAGCUGCCGUGGCUACUAGCUGCCUUUAAUUUAUCUAAUCCUCUUUUAAAGCCAUCCAGCUUGGUCGCUAUCACUGCCUCCUCUGGGAGAGAGCUCCAUCGUUCUAUCUGGUUGGCCACCGUGAGAACAGGGUUCUCAGAGUUGGUGGGUGCCUCUGAUGUUCCAGCCAAUCUGGAAGCCAGGGGGACUGUUGCUCAGGAAGCAGCCCACCCCAACCUGGAAAGUGACAACAGGAGAGCUGUAGCUGGGAUGUCUCUCUCGCCGAAGAUGCUGCCAUGCAAGAAGAGAAGAGCCAUCAUGGCAGAUUCGGAGGAGGAGGAGGAGGAGGAGGAUAUGCAGCCUGUUCCAAUGGAGACCACUGCCUCAGGUGGGAUCAACCAGCUCUGUGGCCUGGUGCCACAAGGGCAGGGCAAUGCUGCUUUGAUUGAAGGGAGAGGUCCCUACAGCCUGCCUGCCAACACACCUGUCUGUUCAUCUCCCCCUACUUUGCCUACACCUCUGUCUUUCUUGGGAGGCGCUGGCAGUGAAGCAGCGAAAAGCAUUGUGCUUCCAUCUAGAGACGCCAUGCAGAAAGGCUGGCCGGAAUUGUCCGAGGCCUCUUUGAGGGGUGGGAUGGUCCUGGCUAAGGCAGAGCCGGAUCUCUGCCCAGAGCGAACCAGAGAGCUCCAGGAUGCAAAGACCUCUCCAUCACCUGAGCUGCUCCUGGAUAAGGAGCAGAAGCCCAAGUCAGAAGCUGCUACCAUUUCUCUGAAGCCAGAGCCUGAAUGGGACAUGGGGUAUCCUCCCCUGAAAGCCCCAAAGGCCACACAGGAAGCCGAAUUGCUCCAGGAAGUCAAGGAGGAAGCUGAGGAAACGGGGCUGUUCAUCCCAGUAGAAGAGCGAGAAGGAGGGAAGAGAAAGCGGAGGAAAGCGACUAAACGGAAGCGGGAAGGGAAAUGCCAGGAGGAGGAGGAAGGGCCCUUGGCUUGCGACCUCAAGCUGGAUGACACGCUUGACCGGACUUUGGAAGACGGGGCGAAGCAGCACAACCUGACAGCUGUCAAUGUGCGAAACAUCCUCCACGAAGUGAUAACAAACGAGCAUGUCGUUGCCAUGAUGAAAGCAGCCAUCAGUGAGACGGAGGACAUCCCCAUGUUCGAGCCAAAAAUGACUCGCUCCAAACUGAAGGAGGUGGUGGAGAAAGGAGUGGUUAUUCCAACGUGGAAUAUUUCUCCAAUCAAAAAGGCGAAUGAAAUCAAGCCCCCUCAGUUUGUGGAUAUCCCCCUCGAGGAAGAUGAUUCCUCUGAUGAAGAGUACCAGCCGGAGGAGGAAGAGGAGGAUGAGACAGCAGAGGAGAGCUUGAUGGAGAGUGAUGUGGAAAGCACUAACUCGUCGCCACGGGGAGCCAAGCGGUCUCGUUCGAGGCGGUCCUCCGAUAUGAUAGAGACUGACGAGGAGGCAGCAAUGCCAACGGAAGCGGAGAAAGCCUCCACUGCCCCACUUCAGCGGCACAUCAGCGCUGAAGUCGUCCCGAUGGGCCCCCCGCCGCCCCCCAAACCCAAGCAGAACAAGGACAGCACCUUCAUGGAGAAGCUCCACGCGGUGGAUGAGGAGCUGGCCUCCAGCCCAGUGUGUAUGGACGCCUUCCAGCCUCUGGAGGACAGCUUGAUCGCCUUGCGCACCCGGUCGAAGAGGCCCCUGAAGGACGUGCCCCUCGGCCAGUUGGAAGCUGAGCUCCGUGCCCCAGACAUCACCCCGGACAUGUACGACCCCAACACGGCAGACGACGAGGAGUGGAAGAGUUGGCUGGGUGGCCUCAUGAACGACGAUGUGGGAAAUGAAGAUGAGGCUGACGACGACGACGACCCCGAGUACAACUUCCUGGAGGAUCUUGACGAGCCAGACACGGAGGACUUCAGGAACGACCGUGCCGUGAGGAUCACGAAGAAAGAAGUUAAUGAGCUGAUGGAGGAGCUGUUUGAGACGUUUCAGGAUGAGAUGGGCUUCUCCAACGUAGAGGAUGAAGGGCCAGAGGACGAGGACAGUGCUGCAGAGGCCCGGCCAAAUUUUAACACUCCGCAGGUGCUCAGGUUUGAGGAGCCCCUGGCCAACUUGCUGAAUGAGCAGCACCGGACGGUCAAGGAGCAGCUGGAGCAGCUGCGCAUGAAAAAGUCAGCCGCCAAGCUGCCCCAGGAAGCGGAGAGGCUGAAGCUCCGUGAGAAGCCGGUCCAAACCCUGGUGCUGGACGCCGGGCAGAAGAAGAGGCUGCAGCAGCAGAUGCAACAGCACGUGCAGCUCUUGACCCAGGUCCACCUUCUCAGCAGCUGCAACCCCAGCUUGAGCUCGGAGGCCAGCACCACACGGCUCUUUCUGACCGAGCUGGAUACUUUCGCUCAGAGCUCCGCCGUCCUCCGCCAGCCCUUGGGGCACAAAUUCCAGACCACGUUUCAGCCAUGCAACUUGAAGGAUGCCUUGCAGCUCAUCAAGGACUUCGACUCACACAUUAAGAUCGAAUGGAGCCCCCGCAAAGCAGUGAAGAAGAAUGUGAGCGACUUUGCUUGCCUGCCGAAGCAGGUUGCGUGGGUUCUGGCUACACGCAGGGUCUUCAUGUACCCAGAGUUGCUGCCCAUCUGCUCCUUAAAGGCCAAGUUGCCCCGGGACAAGAUUAUCUUCACGAAAGGGGAAGACAAUUUGUUAGCCUUGGGACUGAAGCACUUCGAAGGGACGGAGUUCCCCAAACCUCUGAUCAGCAGGUACCUCCUGAUGACCAAGACAGCCCACCAGCUGACCGUGCGGAUCAAGAACCUCAAUAUGACCAGGGUCCCUGACAACAUCAUCAAAUACUAUAAGACGACGAAGCAAUUGCCUAGCCUGCCGAAGCUUUGUGACGAGAUCCAGCCUUGUGAAUGGAAACCCCCCGUGGAACAAGAGGAGCACCGUUUGCCCUUCUGGUUGAAGGCCAGCUUGCCAUCCAUCCAAGAGGCGCUGGAGCAAAGCGCUGGAUCGGCGUCCAGCUUCCUCGGCUCCAAUCCUGACCUGGGUAAAGCGGGGAUUGAUCCCGCGGAGACCGUGAGAGAUGAGAAAUACCCCCUGCGCAUGCCCGAGGGUUUGCAGCUGAUCCUGAGGCCCCUCAACAGCCGCUUCUGCCGGAAGGCCUGGAGGUGGCAGAGACCGGCGGCCGCCAAGCCCCUCCCUGUCCGGCCAGGCCUUUGCGUGCUUCCCGCCGGCACCAACCACUACCUGAAGGUGGGUGCCCGGCAGCCUCAGCCGGAAGCCCCUCCCAGCAAGCCUCCAGGGCGCGUCCCCCGCCUGAUACAGCCUGCUCCGCUGGUGCAGCCCUUGCAGCACUUGAGCCUGCUUCCAGAUGCAGGGAGUGGUGCCGGCUUUGACCUCCAGGGGGUGCUCUCCGCUCCGCCCCAUUCCGGCUCCAGGGCCUGUUUGACUGCCGCUCUGCCCCAGAACUUGGUCUCCUCCCUGCCGGUCGCCUUCCAGACCAAGAUGAUCCCCCCAGCGCUGCCUGUGACGAGGGUCCGGAAGCCCAGCGCCCCCAGGGGCUACCAGAAGAAGAAGAGCCCCAAAGCCGCCCCCCUGUUCAAGCCCGCUCCCCUCCUGCACCCGGCCCCGGUCAUCUUCACCGUCCCGGCCGGUGCCGUGAAAGUGGUUGGCAUCGCCAACGGCUGCAACGUCCUGCACCCUUUAGCAGCGAGCGCCGCAGGCGGCGCUGCCCAGCCCAUCCCCAUCACCACCUUGCUGGUCAACCCCAACCCUUUCCCAUGCCCUCUGAGCCAGCCGCUAGCAACCCCUCCAGCACCGUCGCUGGUGGUGACGUCAAAUGCCACCAGCUCCCCUGUCCCCACGUCCGCCAAGGAUUCUGCGUUUGUGAACCUGCCUGUCGGCAGAAUCGCAUCCCCAGAGCAGCGAGAGCCAUCGCCGAUUGUCUCCACCGGUGAAGACAGCAGCCGGUUGUUGUCCGAUGCUGUCCGUAGGGUCCAAGAAGAGACUCCUGUCGAAGGGUGCCGUGAGCCGAGCGAAGGGAAGUCUGCUGAUCUGGGGCCCCCGGGGCCCUUCUCCACUUUGCUCGAGAUGGGGGAGACUGUGAAGGUUGAAACAGAAAAACCCAGAGACCCCCCUCGAGUGGCAUCCCCCGUUCCGGAGGAGCUGAGCUCCGCAGGCAGCCCAGUCAGAGAGGAGCUGGUGUUGUUGGAACUGGGGCAAGAACUGGAUGUGGAGCCCACACCGGAGGGUGCCGCUGAGCAGAAGGAAACGCACGGCAAGCCGGGCUCCCGCCAGGACGAGGAGAGAGGCCAAGGCGAUGGCCUGCAGAGCGCAGCCAGCGUGGCGGAAAACAACAGCACCAGUUCUCCCGAGAACGCCUGCAGCUCUGCUGCCGGGGGGUCCGAUUCCGGGGGUACUUUGGAGAAGGAUCUGCCCACUGCAGGCGGCCGUGCCAUUGGGGGGAUUCCCGCCAGGCAAGAGGCGUCGGCAGGCGAGAAAGAAGGGCCAGAGGAGGAGGAGGAAGAGGACUUCGAUGAUUUCACUCAAGAUGAGGAAGAUGAGGAAAUGUCGUCCGCCUCGGAGGAGUCUGUCCUCUCUGUACCAGAGCUGCAGGAGACGAUGGAGAAGUUGACGUGGCUGGCCUCUGAGAGGCGCCUGAGCCAGGAGGGCGAAUCAGAGGAGGAGAAUUCCCAGGAGGAGAACUCGGAGCCGGAGGAGGAGGAAGAAGAGGAGGAAGAGGAAGGCGAAGGGGAAGGGGAGAACUUGGAAAGCUUGCAGAAAGAGGAUGAAAUGGCCGAUGAGGUCGCAGACCCCAGGGAUGGGCCGGCAGAGUCUCUUGCCCUCACUUCUGCUGCCCCGGAGGUAGAGCCCAGCAGGGAUGCCCCAGGAGAGAGCACCAAAGCACCAGGCAAAAGCCGCGGCUCCCACCGAGCGCGAGCGAAGAGAGGCCGGGCUCGUGCCAGCAAAGACACCUCCAAGCUGCUGCUCCUCUACGACGAAGACAUUCUGGAGAGGGACCCCUUGCGGGAGCAGAAGGACUUGGCCUUUGCCCAGGCUUACCUGAGCAGGGUGCGCGAGGCCUUGCGGAACGUCCCCGGCAAGUACGAGGAGUUCCUGCACAUCAUCUAUGAGUUCGAGAGCAACGCCCAGAAGCAGACGGCUGUCGACCUCUAUGCGGGACUGCGCAACCUGCUAAGGGAGUGGCCGCAAUUGCUCACCGACUUUGCCGCUUUCCUCUUGCCCGAGCAGGCCCUGGAGUGCGGGCUGUUUGAGGAGCAACAGGCUUUUGAGAAGAGCAGGAAGUUCCUUAGGCAACUGGAGAUCUGCUUCGCGGAAAACCCUUCCCACCACCAGAAGAUCAUCAAAGUGCUGCAGGGCUGUGCAGAGUGCCUGCCCCAGGAGAUAAUCGAGCUGAAGACCCAGAUGUGGCAGCUGCUGAAGGGGCACGACCACCUGCAGGAUGAGUUCUCUGUCUUCUUCGACCACUUGCGCCCGUCAGCCAACCGCCUGGGAGAUUUUGAGGAAAUCAAUUGGACUGAAGAGAAAGAGUAUGAGUUUGAUGGAUUUGAAGAGGUGUCCUUGCCAGAUGUGGAGGAGGAAGAAGACCCCCCCAAAAUCCACGCGACUGCAAAAAAUAAGAAGAGGAAGGACCAUGGGGGGCAGAAUAUUGACAAGGAGCCGGAGUGGGCCGAGGGGGCCAAGGAGUGCUGCUGCUCCUGCCACGAGGGGAGCGGUGACCUCAGGCUGAAGAGGAGCAAGCGAAGAACGUGCAGCCACUGCAGCAGCAGCAGCAGCCACAAGGCAGGAGAUGGCAAGGCCUACAGGAACAAAGAUCCCCAGGAGCUCACCGACAGCCUCGUCCAGCGCGAAGUGAGCCCUCGCCCCGAAGGGAAGGAGCCUGCGGAAGAGAGUCUGGAGCAGAGAGAGGACGGGGAGCCUCCCCAGAGCAGGAUGAGGACAGGCGCCAGGAGAGCAGACUCCACAGCAGGAGGUUCUCGCACGGAAGGAAAACUGCCUUUGCCCAAGGAGACCCCUACGGAAGGGGGUGCGCUGCCAGGACCUCCCUGCCUCCCCAAAGCCAGCGAUCCUGCCAAGCCGCUCCCUCCUAGUACUGCUGUCUCUUCCAUACUGCAGGUGCAGAGGGGCGCCCCACCGAAACUCCACCGACCCAAAAGUGGCUCUUGCCAUAUAGGAGGAGAGAGCGACGCAGGACUCGGCCCGAGGAGUGGGGAAGCUUCUUCAAGCGUUUCGGGGGGCGAGACUCCUCCAGGAGCAUCGGGUGUUGCCGCUAGCCCAUGUGUCAACCCUCCUCUGGCCAAGAGUUGGCCACAGAAGCCUGCCGUUCAGUCCGGCCCCUCACGGGGGACAGCUUCUGCUGCUGCUCGAGUGUGUCUCAAGGACAAGGAAUUGGACAGGUUGCCAUCGUCUCUGGAUACAAACCCCAAAGGAAGGGAUCUUUGCGGGUCACACUCCAAGGACCUCACGCCGCCGAAAGCAGAAGCGGCAAACUGUGGCUCUCGGACUCCAGCAGUGGCCUCUGGAGUUUGCAGCCCUCUGGCUACUGAGAAGAAAGGAAAUGCCACGGAGACAGUGUGUGCCAGUGACCGCUCGGAGCUGCCAGCUGCAGGCGGUGGGGAGCGGGCCGCUUUGCUGCGGGGAGAUGAGCUGCACCAGAGAGUGGCCGAAGCGACUGUGUGCGCUAAGAACAUCAGGGUCAGCUCCACCGGGGAGAAGGUUGUCUUGUGGACCAGAGAGGCUGACCGGGUCAUUCUGACCACCUGCCAGGAGCGAGGAGCUCACCCAGACACAUUCAGUGCCAUUUCGCAGCAGCUGUGCAACAAAACGGCAGAGGAGGUAGCCCAUCGGUUCAGGGAACUGAUGACUUUAUUUCACACGGCUUGUGAUGUCAGCUCAGAGGACGAAGAAGAUGGAAUGAGCACCAGCAACACUGACCAGCUUUCUGACAAGGACCCAAUCCUCUCUGAGGAAGAGCAGGAGGAGCAAGGCUUUUGAAAGCGUGAGCCAGUACUACUACUGAAGAGGAAUGGAGAUGGUUUGCAUUUGGCUCCUGAGGACUCCAUCUGACACCCCACCCCCACCCCCCGCAUCAAGCUUGAAGUCACUUUGAAAGAUUCCCCCUUCCCUAAAAAAAAGGGGGGGUCCUGCGGUGUGUUGGAAGUCAUGUAGGCUGCACUCAUUCUUGGAUAAUGGCUGGUGUAAAUAUUUUAAAUAGUAGGAAAAAUAUGUACAUUCUCUCUUUGUGCUGCUUCUGAGUGAAUAUUUAUUGUGGCAGUUGUAUUUUAAGGAAUAAAAAGUCAUUCCUGUUGUAGGAGAUGAAGAGCACCUUCUGAUCUCUGUG
This is a messenger RNA of Zootoca vivipara (common lizard), 9175 nucleotides long. The record is from RefSeq and is a predicted model, not a curated record. NCBI's taxonomy places the organism in Eukaryota, Metazoa, Chordata, Lepidosauria, Squamata, Lacertidae.